Polyodon spathula (Mississippi paddlefish) is the source of this 7660-nucleotide messenger RNA. Its product is annotated as protocadherin-17-like. Lineage: Eukaryota; Metazoa; Chordata; Actinopteri; Acipenseriformes; Polyodontidae. Gene Ontology annotation, biological process: homophilic cell-cell adhesion. The record is from RefSeq and is a predicted model, not a curated record. Gene Ontology annotation, cellular component: plasma membrane. Gene Ontology annotation, molecular function: calcium ion binding. The transcript is spliced from 5 exons. Bases 851 to 4219 code for a protein of 1122 amino acids.
GAGGCACUGAGAGAGAGCAGGAGGAGUGUGGUGUAAAUUGUCCUAACGUCUCCAACUGUUGAUGUGACACACGGAAUAUAGGCAAAUCAUUUUGAUUCACAAAUGGUGCAAUCUACACAAAUUGGAUCCCUGAAUUCAUGUGCUAUAUAAUAUAUGUUGGACUAAUUAAGAAGUGACAAGGGCAAUGCAAACCUAGAGGUGUUUUACCCUGCAUCAAUGCAGCACACCAGCCAAGACAUUGACUGCUGAUCACAAUGUUAAUAUCCAUUCUGGAUCUAUAUUCUCUAGCUGGAUCUUCACACUCUAAUAGGCAUUCUUCAGCGGAAUUUUGUGACUCAUUGAAGACACCGUGAGCCAAGGCAAGCUAUUGCAUUAUAAUCAACUGAGAGAAAUUGAGAGCGCCGCUCAUUGGUAUUACCAGCAGCACUUUGUGCUAACGCCGAGUCUUGUGGCUUUUCAGAUUCUGCAAAGAUACAAGGAUAAAUGAAGAGAGAAAAUGUGAUGCUGUUUGGAGCGAAACAUAUCUAUAAGACCACAAACAGCCAAGCAGUUUCUUCUGGACCCUGCAGUUGCAUCCUGUAGAAACAGAGCUGUUUCUGGGCGUUCGGUGGAAGAAGAAGACAUUUCAUUUGAAUUCUAGCGCUGCACAGCACCAUCGUUUGUAAAGAAAAACGUAUACCUACAGGCUGCUGUCCUUGUGCAGGAUUCCUCUUUAUUUUCUGUAUCACCGUGAACCGACUUUUCUUCCUGAUGACAUUGAAGUGUACGAAUGAUCAUUUUGUUGCAAAUAUCAACAGGUUUAAAACGACAACAAAAAUCUAAAUACUAAUCCGCGCGCACUUCAUAAGGGAUGUACCUUUCUAUUUUCUUCUUCCUGCUGCUCUGGGCUCGAGCCCUAACACUGAAAAACCUGAAUUAUUCCGUCCCAGAGGAACAAGGGCCCGGGACCGUGAUUGGGAACAUUGCCAAAGAUGCCAGGCUUGUAUCUGGAGACCGAAACAGGAAAUCUAACUUUCGAGUUUUGGAAAAUUCAGCCCCACAUCUGCUGGAUGUGGAUCCUGAAAGCGGACUGCUGUAUACUAAGCAGCGGAUCGAUAGGGAAACACUGUGUAGGCGAAACCCCAAGUGCCAGCUCUCCCUGGAAGUGUUUGCCAACGAUAAAGAGAUCUGCAUGAUUAAAGUGGAAAUCCAGGAUAUAAACGAUAAUUCGCCCAGUUUCCCUUCAGAACAGAUCGAUAUUGACAUUUCUGAGAACGCAGCACCGGGGACACGCUUCCCAAUUGCAAGCGCACACGACGCCGACUCGGGGGAAAACGGGUUAAAAACGUAUCAGAUCACCCGAGACGAUUAUAAUAUAUUUUCAUUGGACGUAAAAUCCAGAGGAGACGGGACUAAAUUCCCUGAAUUAGUGGUUCAGAGACCUUUAGACAGGGAGGAACAGAGCCAUCACACACUUGUGUUAACAGCAUUGGAUGGUGGGGAACAUCCCAGAUCAGGGACUGUGCAAAUAAAUGUUAAAGUUAUUGAUUCUAAUGACAAUAGUCCAUUGUUUGACCAGCCCUCUUAUAUUGUAGAAAUACCUGAAAAUGCCCCUUCCGGCACUGUAGUUAUAGAUUUAAAUGCUACAGACCCAGAUGAAGGCACCAAUGGACAGGUAGUCUAUUCUUUUAGUGGUUAUGCACCAGAUAGGAUCCGAGAGCUUUUCUCUAUUGACUCCAAAACAGGUGUUAUAAAGGUUCAGAGGGAAAUAGACUAUGAGGAAAGUGGAAUUAUUGAGAUUGAUGUCCAGGCUAAGGAUUUAGGACCAAACCCCAUUCCUGCCCACUGUAAAGUAACUGUCAAAGUAAUUGAUAAAAAUGACAAUUGGCCCACCAUUGGUUUUGUUUCUGUCCGCCAAGGGGCCAUCAGUGAGUCUGCGCCCACAGGCACUGUUAUUGCCCUGGUAAGGGUUACUGAUAAGGAUUCAGGGAGAAAUGGACAGCUCCAGUGUAGAGUGCUGGGCAAUGUGCCUUUCAAACUGGAGGAAAACUAUGAUAAUUUUUACACUGUAAUUACCGAUAGACCUUUAGACAGAGAGGUUCAGGAUGAAUACAAUGUAACGAUCGUGGCCAAAGACAAUGGAAUCCCUCCCCUCAAUUCAACCAAAUCUUUUUCAGUUAAAAUCUUAGAUGAAAAUGACAAUGCACCGCGUUUUACCAAACCAGUUUACCUUUUGCAGGUGCCUGAGAAUAAUAUCCCAGGGGAGUAUUUGGGGUCAGUUUUGGCACAUGAUCCAGAUUUGGGUCAGAAUGGCACUGUAUCUUAUUCUAUUUUACCAUCGCAUGUAGGAGAUGUGUCCAUCUACACAUACGUGUCUGUGAACCCCACAAACGGAGCCAUUUACGCUCUACGAUCCUUUAACUAUGAGCAAACCAAGUUUUUUGAGUUUAAAGUCCUAGCAAAGGAUUCAGGAUCUCCUCAUUUGGAAAGCAAUGCAACGGUACGGGUUAGUGUUUUAGAUGUAAAUGACAAUGCCCCAGUUAUUGUCUUACCUCUCCUACAGAAUGACACAGCUGAAAUUCAUGUCCCCCGAAAUGUUGGGGUAGGAUACAUUCUAACCACAGUAAGGGCAGUUGACAAUGACUAUGGAGAAAGUGGCCGGCUAACUUAUGAGAUUACAGAUGGGAAUGAAGAGCACUUGUUUGAGAUGGACUCCGUCACUGGUGAGGUGAGAACAGUGCACCCUUUCUGGGAAGACGUUACCCCAGUUGCAGAGCUAAUAAUAAAGGUGACAGACCAUGGAAAACCAAAACUCUCUGCAGUGUCAAAGCUGAUAAUCAAGGCUUACACUGGCUCUCCACCUGAAGGGGAGCCCAGAAUAAACGAGGAACAGCGUCACUGGGACAUGUCUUUGCCUUUGAUUGUCACUUUGAGCAUCGUCUCCAUCAUCCUCCUUGCAGCCAUGAUCACCAUAGCUGUAAAAUGCAAGAGAGAAAACAAAGAGAUCAGAACUUACAACUGCCGGAUUGCUGAGUAUUCUCAUCCACAGCUAGGCAAGAGCAAGAAGAAAAAAAUUAAUAAGAAUGACAUCAUGCUGGUGCAAAGCGAGGUUGAGGAGAGGGAUGCCAUGAACGUGAUGAAUGUGGUUAGCAGCCCCUCCCUUGCCACUUCCCCCAUGUAUUUUGAUUACCAGACAAGAUUGCCCCUGAGUUCCCCCAGGUCAGAGGUUAUGUACCUGAAACCCACCUCUAACAACCUGACUGUUCCUCAAGGACAUGCUGCGUGUCACACCAGCUUCACAGGGCCGGUGACAAGUACAACGGAGACACCAGUUAACAGGAUGUCAAUAAUUCAGACAGACAAUUUUCCCGCAGAGCCCAAUUACAUGGGCAGCAGGCAGCAGUUUGUUCAAAGCAGCUCCACCUUCAAGGACCCUGAACGUGCAAGCCUUAGAGACAGUGGGCAUGGAGACAGUGACCAGGCUGACAGUGACCAGGACACCAAUAAAGGCUCCUGCUGUGACAUGUCAGCCAAGGAGGCCCUCAAGAUGAAAUCAACUACAGUUAAACCCCAGCCUCUCCAGCAAGAGCAAGAAGAGUGCGUUAAUUGCACGGAUGAGUGUCGAGUACUAGGACACUCUGACAGGUGCUGGAUGCCACAGUUCCCCACAGCUAACCAGGCAGAGAACGCAGAUUAUCGCACAAACCUCUUUGUACCAGCAGGUGCUGAAGUGAACGUCGAGACUGAAAGUUAUGAAACCAUGAACACCAAUGGAAAAAAAACAUUCUGCACUUUCGGAAAAGAGAAAAGAGAUCACACCAUUCUUGUUGCCAACGUCAAACCUUACUUGAAAGCCAAGCGUGCUCUGAGCCCCUUAUUGCAAGAAAUUCCCUCAGCUUCAAACAGUCCCAACAAGACAUGUAUCCCAGCAUGCACAUCCACAAGAGGAAUGAUAGAAGGCUGUGAAGUGAAACCUGGCAACUUUGCAGACUCAAGCGCCCAUUACCUGUCAACCAAAAAACAGCUGAAAGACUCCCCAUACCCUCCAUCAGAUCCGAUGGCUAAAGUCCUUGGCGAUGUGCAUUCUCGAGUGAGUCGAGACUCCAGUGAGAUGGACUGUGUGCUGGAGCAAUUGGACCAGGCCAACCCAGAGUUAGGCAGAGAAGCUUUGGAUGCUGAACAGGUUGUGCGUGAAAUCGACAAGCUUUUACAGGACUGCCGCGGAAGUGAAAGAAAGUGAAAAAAGGACACAUUGGCAAUUGUAAUGCGUGUUCGUAAGAAAGGAAGGCUGAUUCAGAAAGGACUUUUCCUGAAGAGGGUUGUUAUACUGGAAUGACAGAAGAUGCUGCUUCAGGUGUCUAGCAAGCAUUUCAAGUGCCCACCAAUUAAUAACUACAGAUCAUCUUUCACAAAGUCACAUUUCAAAAAAUGGACAACAGGUUAUAUUUUGACAAUCGGUGAAAAAAAAUUGACAAAGAUUGGACUCGACGCGGUAAUCACGUUAUGUUAAGAUGGACACAAAUAGCAUUGUCGAUUUCAUUACAUUAAUAUUAAAGUGUAUAAGAGAUAGUGAUAAGGGGGGGAGGCAAAAUGAAAUAGACCUUCACCUGUCAUGAGCUGUUACUUGUGGUUAACUGUACCCCCCAUAUUUAUAUGCCACAUAGAACAUUCCAAAUCCGUGAAACAGUAAAAAAACAUCCUUAUCAUUGUGUGAACACCUCAUGUUCCAUGAACUCCAGAACCUGUAAUGUAUCGUAAUGUCCAUCUCCCUUAAGACACUUGUAAUCCUGUAUAUUGGGACAUUUUUCUUGUACUGUGAAAAAAGAAAUAGUGUCCAAACAUUAAAAAAAAUAUAUUUAUAAUUUUGUAAAAAGCUUUAAAAUUCUAAAGUGCAGUUAAUUGUGAAAUAAUUAUGUAUUUAUGAACUGCAGAGGACACUGAAAAAAAGGAAAAGUCCUUUCACAUUACCACUAUACACAAUAUCAUCUAAUGUGCACAUAUAUCAAAUUUAAUGUGUUUACAUCAAAUUACAUAUUUUUAUUGAUUUAUUGCAAUUUCUGUGCAUAUGAACCAAAUUGUUAAGUGUAUCAGAGCUAUAUUGUGUAUUUUAUUAAAUUAAUAUAUAGUUGUGUUGCAAUAUACUUGAGCUUAUAUUGUAUUUGGCAACUGUUGCCUUAGUAGCUGUCAGACUCUAUGAGUUUCAGUUCAUUUAUUUGCUCUUGUGUCUCUGGGGUUUGGGGAGCAGUCCCUCAAAGUCUAACUGUUUAAUGUUUCAUCCAAAAAAAAAAAAAAAAAAACACAGAAUACAUAAACUGUUCAAAGCUUCACGCCAGCUAAUAAAAAGCAAAAACCUUAUAGGAGAACAUGUCAUUUAUUUAGGCAGCUAAAUUUGUACUUUUACAGUGCGUUGUCUUUUUCUUUUUAAAAUAAAAUCUGUAACAUUUUGCCAUUUUUACAGCAGUGUUGCUUUACUGUAGAAUAGUUAUCUGCCUUCCAAGCAGCUGAACCCUGUUCUAAGAGUGGACUGUGGUGCUCCUGUCAGUUGAGGAUUUUCACAUCUCCUGAUGUACUGCAUGUUUGGUACAGUUUUAUAAAUUAAGGAUCAAAACAGCAUUUAUUUUGAGCAGUUUAUGUAUUAUGAGAAUGUUUUCAUGUCUGUAUUACAUUGUUAAUUUCAAUACAGAAACCUCCAAGACUAACGAAACAUGAUAGAAGAAAUAGAAAUAUGUGGGAUUUCAAUUAAUAUUAUGACAACAGUAGAAGCAGAACAAGGAGUUAGAAGACUUAUGUUUAAGGGUCAUUGUUAUCAGGAAUACUGAACCCAACACCAGGACAUUUUCUCCUGAAAUGUUUGUACACAUGUACAACUAUUAAGAUUGUUGGGGGUUAAAAAACAUAACCAUAACAAAGUAAAAUCUAUUUAAACACUAUUUAUUAAUAAGACAGUGAUUUGUUCUUCACAGUAUGGCUGAAAUGAAAAAAAUAAAAGAGCUCUUAAAGACCUUUUUUUGAACGAAGAAUUAUGCGACAGGUGAAAGUGAAUUCUGAUGAGACCAGUCAUCAGUAGAUCCAUUCUGUUCUAGUUUAGGGUUUAGAACUUGGCUUAGUCUGUCCAGCUCUUUCAGAGUCCAAGAUCCUUCAAGCAGGGAGUUGUAAAACAUUGCUGUGUUAUUGAUGAUAAGCAGACUUCCCUGUGACGCUGUUUCAUUCUGUUUCAACAAGCCUAGAAACAUGAGGUGGUAGCAGAAGAUGGGGCUGUUCAAGGAACUAAGAGAAUAAGGACAGGCCGUUUCUUUAUAGGGGCAGUGCUUAGAACCUUGUUUUUCUCAACUCCUAGAGCUGGGAUUGUUUCUAUUUGUACCUUUUUUUAAAACAGAUAUUUUGCACCUGUUUUCCAACAGAGAAGGUAUGUGUCAAUGUCUUGCCAGUGCAUUGCUUCAGAAAACAGAGAUGCUUCUCAAUAAAUGUGAUUUUAAAGAUUUGGCACAUCUGACAUCCUGUAGAAGGACAAUAAAACAAAACUACAAAAGUGUAACAUUCUGGGCAUAGCAUGCUCCUUAGCUUGGAUUUGCAGCAGACAUCAACCAUAACGUUUCCAGAUGAGUUCACCUAAUUCACAGGUGCUUCACACAGUGGCAUUAUGAAAACCCCACCAUUUCUCCUGGCCACAAGCUACAGUCGUCUUUGGAGUCAGUGGGUUGUCCUGUAAAACAAAUUUAAUUCCAGAAAAAAGGAGAAAGGUUGCCAGUGGUUGAUGUGACAUGGUUUAUUAUAGCUGACUUUCAGUCAUUUGUUGUCUAAUGGAGUAUAAGUUGCUGAGGUCAACAAGUAGUUUGAAAUCCAGCAUAAUAUACACCUCAUCAUUAUUGUGUAGUUACAUUCUUUUGGCAUCAGGCAGGAUUAAUUGGUGCAUUAGUCAGAAGGGAAUUUCGGCUAUCAGGGUUUGUUGAUUUGGAGUGUAAUUGAAUGAAACCUGAUUAGAGUCUUGACUCUUCCAGUCCCUAUUGGUCCAUGGGCUGGUGUUCCACAUUUAUCAGCCCUUGUCACCCCAUAGGGCUUUACGCUACACCAGUCAACUGGUGAAAGCAAAGAGGCAUACAUUGUAUGGAUUAUCUCAACCGCUAUUGUCUAAAGGCUGUGUUUAAUGUGAUUUAUCUGGAAAAUGACGACUAUAAAUAAAAAGCAAUUACUAAUGGUGGUGUCUCCUGCUCUCGCAUUCAUUAAUACUGGGGACAUGUGUUAUAAACUACUUUCCACUGGGAAUCUGAUAGUAAUUACUUUUGAAAUGCAACUUGUAGCAUGGUAGUUUUACAGCUAGUUAGCAGGUUACCAAAGAAUGACAUGUCUUUUUAUGUUUCAUCAGGGAAGUAUAAAAGUAUUACUGUUUAACAGGCCAAUGUUAUGAAAAGCUAUAGAACCAGAAAGUACUGUUAUGUUAUGGAGGCAUUAAUAUCACUGGUGAUACCACAAUAUGCCAUCUCUCGAUCAACUGGUGAUAAAGUUGGAGAUGGAGAAGUUAUCUAUGAUAGUACAGCCUUUAACACCUGUGUUUUGGCUGAUGAGUCUGAAUUUAUCUUAUUAGUUCAGACUCCCACCAAACAGACAUCCCUGUCUGAAGCUAAUAUAUGCUAAAUAAGCUAUUAAAUGUUGUUAUGCAAGUCAAGCACAACAGAUCCUUCCU